Messenger RNA from Benincasa hispida (wax gourd), 970 nucleotides. NCBI's taxonomy places the organism in Eukaryota, Viridiplantae, Streptophyta, Magnoliopsida, Cucurbitales, Cucurbitaceae. The record is from RefSeq and is a predicted model, not a curated record.
AACUCCCAAAUUCUACCCGGCGCACCGCAUUCACCACCACUUUGUUCGACAAUCUAGGGUUUCAUCGAGACGCUCCAUUUACCUCUAAAUUCUUCUCAUCGCUUCCCGACAAAGGAUCGCUUGGAGCUUUGGGCGAUGGGGUCUUACAAUUACAUGGUUUCACAGUUUCAUACCUCGUCAAUUCAUGCGGAAUGCCAUUACAGACUGCUCUGGAGGUUGCGUCUAAGCAUUGUUAACCAAGUUAAGGAUAUGGGAUUUCACCCUUCAAAACACGUGUUUGUUGAGGCCAUUAGAGUGCUCUCUAGUAUGAGUUCUUCAACCUGGGAAAGAAAAAUUGAAGCUUACAGGAAGUAUGGUUGGUCAGAGGAUCAAACUCUUUUAGCUUUUAAAAAGUAUCCUCCAUGUCUGGUUAUAUCUGAGGAGAAUAUCUAUAAGACUAUGGACUUUUUUGUGCACAAAAUGAGGUUCAAGCCAGAGGAUAUUGCUACAAACCCCUCUGUGAUGAUCUAUAGUUUGGAGAAGAGGAUAAUCCCUAGGUGUUCUGUUGUUCAAAGUCUUUAUUCAAAAGGUUUAUUAAAGAAAAAAUUGAGCAUUACCAGUAUAGUACGUCCUGCAGAAAAGACUUUCUUGGAGAAGUAUGUGACCAAAUUUGCUGAACAUGUUACUUGGUUGUUGCAAUUGUAUGCUGGAGAGAUCAAAGUUUUUUGAUGUUUAACUUCAAAUUCUUUCUUUUGUCCAUGAUUCAUGCAUUGUUAUGGGCCAUUUACUUGGCAGAACUCUAACAUAUUAGCUUAAUAAGGCUUAUGUUUCUUAUUGACUUGUGUAAUGGUCCCUCAAGUACUCUUGCAGGGUAAUAUUUUAUCUCAAUGGUACUUCAUGUACAAUUUUGAAGCAUGUGUACUGGUAUUACAUUUGUAGCUUAAGACCAAUUCCCUUGAAUCUAUUGUUUUGCUUACUUGUCUGAUUUACA